Molecule: messenger RNA, 998 nt
Organism: Triplophysa rosa
Lineage: Eukaryota; Metazoa; Chordata; Actinopteri; Cypriniformes; Nemacheilidae
Gene: tm4sf21b
Product: transmembrane 4 L six family member 21b
Exons: 5
Coding region: 55-645 (196 amino acids)
Cellular component (GO): membrane
Source: RefSeq, a predicted model, not a curated record
CAUAGAAAUUCUGGCAAAUUUAAUUAAAGUCUGAGCUUUUUACAACGCAAAAUCAUGUGUACAGGAAAGUGCUCCACGUUUAUUGGCAUCAGUCUAUAUCCAUUGGCAAUAUUGUCCAUCAUCUGCAACAUUGUUCUGUUCUUUCCUGAUUUGAAAAGCACUUAUGCCAAACUAGACGCAGAUGGACUUUACCGUCUUACAGAUGAGGUCAAAUACAUGGGAGGUGUUAUUGGAGGUGGCAUCUUGGUGUUGAUCCCUGCAAUUCAUAUCCAUAGCACUGGGAAAAAAGGCUGUUGUGCGAAUCGCUGUGGGAUGUUCCUGUCCAUUUUAUUUGCUGCAAUUGGUGUGGUCGGUGCCUUGUACAGUAUUGCUGUAGCUGCCGUUGGACUGAUUAAUGGACCGGUUUGCAUGACUCCAAAUGGCAGCUGGGGAAGACCUUUCAUUAACAUCAGUGAAAGCUACCUGUCAGACUCUAAAAUUUGGGACUGGUGCCGAGAUCCAAAAAAUGUAGUGGAGUUUAACAUUGGCCUGUUUAGUGCCUUGCUGGUAGCUGGCUGUUUAGAACUGCUGCUCUGUGGAUUUCAGGUGAUCAAUGGCCUCUUUGGCUGCAUCUGUGGUACAUGCAAUAACAAAGAGGGACAAUAAACUCAAAACGACUACAGACCACUUACAAGUAAAUACAGGAUACGGAUUAAUUAUCACACCCUUCACACUUUCUGUUUCCUCAAGAUCAGUGACCAUCAGAGGAAGUGAACACAAAAGAACUGUGAAACUUACUGAUUUUACAUCACACUUGCACGUUGAACAAUAUUUUGCAAGUGGCAUACUGAGCUUGAUAAGCGAUGACAGCAAAUGGUCUCUGAUAUUUUUUUAAAAUAGAAAUGUAAAUAUUGUGAAAUAUUGAGAACUGGAUAUAUUUUACAUGAUAAGUAAAUGACGUUACUGUUAAUGUAUUGUAUGUACUGUAUUCAUGUAUGUAAAUCAACAAAACAGUUCGC